CAGCUCGCCGCUCCCCAGCACCCUCCCCGCCGGCACCCUCGCGCCCAGAGAACAUGAUUCCGGUGACAGAGUUCCGGCAGUUCUCUGAGCAGCAGCCUGCCUUCCGGGUGCUGAAACCGUGGUGGGACGUGUUUACCGACUACCUUUCGGUGGCUAUGCUGAUGAUCGGUGUGUUCGGAUGUACUCUCCAGGUCAUGCAAGACAAGAUCAUCUGCCUUCCGAAAAGAGUCCAGCCUUCUCAGAAUCACUCUUCUGUGUCCAAUGUCUCUCAAGCAGUUGCCAGCACCACCCCGCUGCCUCCCCCUAAGCCGUCGCCUACCAACCCUGCCACCGUGGAGAUGAAAGGACUCAAGACAGACCUGGACCUCCAGCAGUACAGUUUUAUAAACCAGAUGUGUUACGAGCGAGCCCUCCACUGGUAUGCCAAGUAUUUCCCUUACCUAGUCCUCAUCCAUACCCUGGUCUUCAUGCUCUGCAGCAACUUUUGGUUUAAGUUCCCUGGCUCCAGCUCCAAAAUAGAGCAUUUCAUCUCGAUCCUGGGGAAGUGUUUUGACUCCCCUUGGACCACACGGGCUUUAUCAGAAGUGUCUGGGGAGGAUUCAGAGGAAAAGGACAACAGGAAGAACAACAUGAGCAGGUCCAACACCAUCCAGUCUGGUCCGGAAGGCAGCCUGGUCAACUCUCAGUCAUUAAAGUCCAUCCCUGAGAAGUUCGUGGUUGACAAGUCCACAGCGGGGGCCCUGGAUAAGAAGGAAGGUGAGCAAGCGAAGGCCUUGUUUGAGAAGGUGAAGAAGUUCAGGCUGCAUGUCGAAGAAGGCGAUAUACUCUAUGCUAUGUACGUUCGCCAGACGGUGCUGAAGGUUAUAAAAUUCCUCAUCAUCAUCGCAUACAAUAGCGCCCUGGUUUCCAAAGUUCAGUUUACCGUGGACUGUAAUGUUGACAUUCAGGACAUGACCGGAUAUAAAAAUUUUUCUUGUAAUCACACCAUGGCCCACUUGUUCUCAAAACUGUCCUUUUGCUACCUGUGUUUUGUAAGCAUCUACGGACUGACGUGCCUUUACACCUUAUACUGGCUGUUCUACCGUUCUCUACGGGAAUACUCUUUCGAGUAUGUCCGCCAGGAGACCGGCAUUGAUGACAUUCCAGAUGUGAAAAAUGACUUUGCUUUCAUGCUUCAUAUGAUAGACCAGUAUGACCCGCUGUAUUCCAAGAGAUUUGCCGUGUUCCUGUCUGAAGUGAGCGAGAACAAAUUAAAGCAGCUGAACUUAAAUAACGAGUGGACUCCCGAUAAACUGAGGCAGAAGCUGCAGAUGAAUGCCCAUAACCGGCUGGAACUGCCUCUCAUCAUGCUCUCUGGCCUUCCAGACACGGUCUUUGAGAUCACAGAGCUGCAGUCUCUAAAACUUGAAAUCAUCAAGAACGUGAUGAUCCCAGCCACCAUCGCACAGCUCGACAAUCUCCAGGAGCUCUCGCUCCACCAGUGCUCAGUCAAAAUCCACAGUGCGGCACUCUCCUUCCUGAAGGAGAACCUCAAGGUCCUGAGCGUCAAGUUUGAUGACAUGAGGGAGCUGCCCCCCUGGAUGUACGGGCUCCGGAAUCUGGAAGAGCUCUACCUGGUCGGCUCUCUAAGUCAUGAUAUCUCCAAAAACGUCACCCUCGAGUCUCUGCGGGAUCUCAAAAGCCUUAAAAUUCUCUCUAUCAAAAGCAACGUUUCCAAGAUCCCGCAGGCCGUGGUGGACGUGGCCAGCCAUCUCCAGAAGAUGUGCAUCCAUAACGACGGCAGCAAACUGGUGAUGCUCAACAACUUGAAGAAGAUGACCAACCUGACGGAGCUGGAGCUGGUCCACUGCGACCUGGAGCGCAUUCCCCACGCCGUGUUCAGUCUGCUCAGCCUCCAGGAACUGGACCUCAAAGAGAAUAAUCUGAAGUCCAUAGAGGAAAUCGUUAGCUUCCAGCACUUGAGAAAGCUGACGGUGCUCAAACUGUGGCACAACAGCAUCACGUACAUCCCGGAGCACAUCAAGAAGCUCACCAGCCUGGAGCGCCUGGCCUUCAGUCACAACAAAAUAGAGGUGCUGCCUUCCCACCUCUUCCUGUGUAACAAAAUCCGGUAUUUGGACUUGUCCUACAAUGACAUCCGGUUCAUCCCACCCGAAAUCGGAGUUCUGCAGAGUUUACAGUACUUCUCCAUCACGUGUAACAAAGUGGAGAGCCUUCCCGACGAACUCUACUUCUGCAAGAAACUGAAAACCCUGAAGAUCGGGAAAAACAGCCUCUCGGUACUUUCACCGAAAAUCGGGAAUUUGUUAUUUCUUUCCUACUUAGACGUUAAAGGCAAUCACUUUGAAAUCCUCCCUCCAGAACUGGGAGACUGCCGGGCCCUGAAGAGAGCCGGGUUGGUUGUGGAAGACGCUCUGUUUGAAACUCUGCCUUCGGACAUCCGGGAGCAAAUGAAAGCGGAAUAACUUCUUUUUCUUUAAAGCUUCACUGAACCGUGCUUCUACCAAAUACAGUAUAAAUAAUUAGGUAGUCUUAAUGCCUUUCCUAUUUUAUUUUUUUUUCUUUUUCACACAACACAAAAUGUACACAGAGAUUGAGUAAGGAGUCUGUAUUUUUUAAUAAAAAUUUAAUUGUAUUUUUUCAAUAUUAAUAUUUUAAAGUUUUAUUUGUCCAGGAACCUAAUGUAUCUAUUAUUGUUUUCUACUGACAGAAACAGGUGGUUCCAUCUGGGUUUUUUUGUGUGUUUCAUUUCAUUCUCGUGAAAGGGAGGGAAUUUUAAGUUGCAUGCUUUUUGGUCUUUUUUAAAUAGAUAUUUUGCCAAGGUGAUUAUUUUGCUUGUUUACACCUGUCCAGGGUCCUUAUAUUUGUUUUCCUUGUGUAUAUACCAAGGAGUCUGUACUAGUCAUCGUCAUACUGGCUGCCUUCUGCACUGGCCAAGUCCUCCGUCCUACAGAAGACUCUUCUCUGGAGGGUAAAUUCACAGAAGUGCAUUGCCACAGACCAUUGUUUUCAAAAUUUCUCCUCAUCUCCAGCAGAACCCCACUUGUGUUAUUUCCUCUACUUGACGGUCCAUGUGAUCGUUAGGCUGGGAUUUUGUUACGUGAGUGAAGACAGUAAUCUCUUCCAUGCUGAGCUGAUCUGAAUUGGUCAUUUCCCAUCUAACUGAUUUGCGUUCUCACCAACAUUUCAAAAAUAUCGUUUAAA
Enhydra lutris kenyoni (northern sea otter) is the source of this 3204-nucleotide messenger RNA. Its product is annotated as leucine rich repeat containing 8 VRAC subunit C. The record is from RefSeq and is a predicted model, not a curated record. Gene Ontology annotation, molecular function: protein binding. Lineage: Eukaryota; Metazoa; Chordata; Mammalia; Carnivora; Mustelidae. Bases 54 to 2465 code for a protein of 803 amino acids. The transcript has 3 exons.